This is a messenger RNA of Lagopus muta (rock ptarmigan), 3750 nucleotides long. RefSeq names its product solute carrier family 6 member 14 (gene SLC6A14). The record is from RefSeq and is a predicted model, not a curated record. NCBI's taxonomy places the organism in Eukaryota, Metazoa, Chordata, Aves, Galliformes, Phasianidae. Bases 607 to 2382 code for a protein of 591 amino acids. Gene Ontology annotation, cellular component: membrane. Gene Ontology annotation, molecular function: L-proline transmembrane transporter activity. The transcript has 14 exons. Gene Ontology annotation, biological process: sodium ion transmembrane transport.
UCACUUGUGAUACAACACAUGGAGACUCAGGCUGGGUAGUGCCUUACUGAACAAGUAGCCUCACUAAUUGAGAACAGUGUAUGCAGGUGAGAGAAAAGAGUGGGUGCAAUGGAGAGCAGCGAGGCAGCUGGCUGACUAUCAUGAACCACUGUGUGCUUUAGCUGCUGUGCUCCUGAGUGCCCAUAGGGUAUACAUGGGGAAGGCUGCUCAACUUGGUGAAGCACAGGAGGUCCUCAGUUAAGUCGUCGUUGUCAUUAAGCCAUUGCUUGUUAAAUUCCUCCUCUGGGGGUGGCUUUGCUUUUAUGACCUGUCUUGUCUUUGUGUGUCCUGUGCGUGGAAGGUGUUUAGAAACCGAAGUUUAACCCCUGUUGUGCCCUUGGCUUUCACGCAUCUCCUGAGCUGAGACUCUGGCGUGAAGAAGGGAGAGAAGGAACAGAAGGAAGGGAUGGGUGUUGGAUGUGAUGGGAGACCGGUGUGCUGGGAACUUCUCGUGCGGCAGGAACGGAGGACUUCAGUCUGUCAAAUGAAAAAGAUGCUCACGCCAGUGACAAUGAUGAGAACUCAGAUCGUGGCAACUGGUCGAACAAAGCUGACUACCUUCUCUCCAUGGUGGGCUACGCCGUGGGCCUGGGCAACGUCUGGCGUUUUCCAUAUCUCACCUACCAGAACGGCGGAGGUGCUUUCCUAAUCCCAUACACAUUGAUGUUGGCAUUAGCUGGCUUGCCUUUAUUUUUCAUGGAAUGCUCCCUUGGGCAGUUUGCCAGCCUAGGCCCCAUUUCCAUCUGGAGAAUAUUACCAUUGUUUCAAGGAGUGGGUGUCACGAUGGUCAUCAUCUCAACGUUUGUGGCAAUCUAUUACAACGUCAUCAUUGCCUAUGCACUCUACUACUUGUUUGCCUCAUUUCAAAAAGUGCUUCCAUGGUCGGAUUGCUUUUCCUGGGCAGAUGAGUUCUGCAGCAAAACACGCCUAGUAAAGGACUGCAGUGCAAUGUUAGGUGGAGAAAUCAUUCAUGCAAACUACUCGUUCAUCACAAGCAACAACCUCACGUGUAUCAAUGGCACCAUCAAUUAUAAACCAGUGCAGUUUCCCAGUGAACAGUAUUGGAAUAAAGUGGCUCUUCAGCGCUCCACUGGGCUGGACGAGACUGGCAACGUUGUGUGGUACCUGGCCCUCUGCCUGCUCCUGUCCUGGAUGAUCGUUGGAGCUGCCUUGUUUAAAGGCAUAAAAUCUUCUGGAAAGGUUGUCUAUUUUACUGCACUCUUCCCAUAUGUCAUCCUACUCAUCUUGUUGGUGCGAGGAGCCACCCUGGAAGGUGCUUUGGAUGGCAUUGAAUAUUACAUUGGGAAACAGUCCAACAUCACGAAGUUGAUGGAGGCAGAGGUUUGGAAGGAUGCAGCCACUCAGAUAUUCUACUCCCUCUCUGUGGCAUGGGGUGGACUCGUUGCUUUGUCUUCAUACAACAAGUUCCACAACAACUGCUACUCAGAUGCCAUUUUUGUUUGUGUAACAAACUGCCUCACCAGCGUAUUCGCCGGGUUUGCAAUUUUCUCUGUCCUGGGACAUAUGGCAUUCGUGUUGAAGAGACCUGUCUCAGAGGUCGUGGACUCAGGAUUCGAUCUGGCUUUUGUAGCCUACCCUGAGGCUCUCUCCAAGUUACCAGUUUCCCCUCUUUGGUCCUUCUUAUUUUUCUUCAUGCUUCUGCUUUUGGGCCUUGACUCCCAGUUUGCCACUAUAGAAACACUUACAACCACCAUACAAGAUAUAUAUCCCAAAAUGAUGAAAAAGUUGAGAAUCCCUAUAACCCUGGGUGUGUGUGUAUUGCUCUUCUUUCUUGGUCUUAUCUGUGUUACUCAGGCAGGAAUUUACUGGGUGAACUUAAUAGAUCACUUCUGUGCUGGAUGGGGAAUUCUUUUUGCUGCAGUCCUGGAGAUAAUAGGCAUCGUCUACAUUUAUGGAGGAAACAGAUUUAUUGAAGACAUAGAGAUGAUGAUUGGGAAGAAGAGCUGUUUCUUCUGGAUGUGGUGGAGGAUGUGCUGGUUUUUCAUUACUCCUGUGCUGUUAGUGGCAAUUUUGGUCUGGUCGUUAGUGACGUUUACAGCUCCCACUUAUGGCUCAGUGCCAUAUCCAACAUGGGGAACUGCUGUUGGCUGGUGUAUGAUCAUCUUCUGUGUCAUCUGGAUUCCCAUUGUGGCUGUUGUAAAAAUAUUUAAAGCAGAAGGAAACCUUUUUCAGCGCAUCGCAAGCUGCUGCAGACCCACAGCAAACUGGGGUCCCUACCUGGAAUGUCACCGGGGAGAAAGAUACAGCCACGUUGUAACUCCCAAAAAGGAAAAGGAGCAUGAGAUUCCUACUGUGUCUGGCUUUAUGUACUUCCGAGAAUGAGAUGGCUCUUUGGAUGAUCAACUUUUAACAUAGAUGUGUGUUUUCUUUAACUGUUAGAAAGUGACAAUGCAAAACAACAAUCAACCUUCUGCCCUUCCAAGUUCAGCCUUCAGAUGCAAGCAAGCCCCAUUAUUUAUUUGUAGUGUUGUAUUCUUGGGGAAGAACAGAUCUUCCCAGGUAACCAGGUCUGAGAGGGCAGGAGGAGGCUUUGCAGCCUCCCCAGGCUGAUGGACUGGGCAUGCUUGGUCCCAUCCCACCAGUAUCCAGCUGGACUGUGCCUACUGGCGUGGAGAAGAAUAAAAACACACCCUGGUGCUUCCCAGCUACAUGAAAUUUAAGCCAAACGGUGCUGUACUUGCAUGCACAUCUGUGCUGUGGGCAGCAUGUAGCUCUUCCUUCUGCUGUGUGCCCUUUGCAGUGCUGCAUGGGGCUGUGCUGUUGCCUGGCCCUGCAGCUCAGAGAACAUGAAGACUUUUUCUUAAAACCUUGCUCAAUGCUGUGAGGCUGCUCAGGAUCUGAUGUUCACUACACAGUGUGUUCAUUUUGUCUAUGCACCUAAAUACUGAGUGGCAAGAAGUUGCCAUCACUGGAAAUAAGGCGGUGAGAAGCGGCCUGCUUUAUCAUUAUUUCUCUUGGAGCCCACCAAGUCACCUUUUGUUGUGUCAUGCUCUGUGCCCAGCAUUCAGCCAUUUAUAAUUCAGAAAUCCCAUAUCUCCAAUAAUCUGUCCUUGGUCUCUGCAGCCCCCAAUGGCAACCUUUGAUUUCUGCUCUCCAUGCAGCCAGCAAGGCUUGUUCUCUCCUGGGAUUUUCCUUGCAAGGGAAAGCAGAGUGCUUUCUAAGGGUUCAAACAGUGUCAUCAGUCUUUGGAUAGAGCUAGAAGAAGCAGAACCGCCAGGUGAAGGUUAGAAUUGACUUUGUAAUACCAGUAGUCCAACAUUUGCUGAUGUGUGAGAAUACUGAAAAGUGAGGAAGUCUGUGAUGUAUUUGGGAGAGCAGACUUUUGCUUUUACCUUGGAACUAGUGGGAUAGCUGGAGAGCUGACCUCACUCACAAUAGGACUGAAUUCCCCUCUUAAAAAAAAAAACCCAAAACAAGGCUUUAUGGAAUGAAAGCAUACAUUUUCUGUGCUGGGGCAUGUCUCUCUCACUGUGAUAAUUGUUCCUCAGGAACAGUGCAGCAGGGUUUCUCAUCCCUUCCUCUCAGGGCUUUGUCACUGUUUCUAAACAUUGAAGGACUGUGGAUCGUGGCUCGUUGCCCAAGACGCACACCUCGCUGUAUGUUUUGUACUGAUUUUUUUUUUGUGACAAAUCAACACUUGAUUGCAAAUAAAAUGUAAUUUUCUGUUUUUAAUGGCUCUUUGGAGCUGCA